Messenger RNA from Jatropha curcas, 1767 nucleotides. RefSeq names its product UbiA prenyltransferase family protein (gene ABC4). Gene Ontology annotation, molecular function: prenyltransferase activity. Gene Ontology annotation, biological process: phylloquinone biosynthetic process. The record is from RefSeq and is a predicted model, not a curated record. NCBI's taxonomy places the organism in Eukaryota, Viridiplantae, Streptophyta, Magnoliopsida, Malpighiales, Euphorbiaceae. Gene Ontology annotation, cellular component: membrane.
CGUAGCGUCUUGCUGGUGACUCGUACCACUCUCCUUCUCCUCUGUGUCAGCUACAGUGAACCUUUUUUUUGGUUGUUGUCUUAAAUUAUCACAACUCAGGAAAUGUUAAAGCUUUUACAGUUAGUCGGUUACCAUCUUACGCCUUCUUGGCUUACAAAUAGAGAGUGCUAGAGAGAGGCAUAAGCAAGAAUAGUAAGCCUUCGUGAUCUUAGUAAUGCAAAUAUGGCUGCUGCAUUCUGUAACACCAACUUGGGGUCUCAUCAUGGACUCCUUUUUCUAAAUGCUUUUAAAAGAUCAUCCCAGUUUUGUCAUACCCCACAACAAAUUUUCGGUAAAAGACAGCUAGAAGUCAAGAGACAAAGACAAUGUGGACAGAUUUUUUGUGAGAGUACAAGUCACUACACUACUAAUGCAAAUGAAGGAGGAAAAGAGGAAGAUAUCGCGAAAGUAACCUUGGUAUGGAGGGCAAUCAAAUUGCCAAUUUACUCUGUUGCUUUGGUUCCUCUCACUGUGGGUGGUGCAGCAGCAUACUUGCACACAGGCGUGUUUUCAGCUAGACGCUAUUUUGUGCUCUUGGCUUCUUCAAUCCUUAUUAUAACUUGGCUCAAUUUAAGCAACGAUGUUUAUGAUUUCGAUACGGGAGCAGAUAAGAACAAGAAAGAAUCAGUUGUAAACUUGGUUGGCAGCCGUUCAGGAACCCUUUUUGCUGCGUACUUAUCACUUGCCCUUGGCUUCUUGGGGCUGACACGGACAUCUCUUGGGGCAGGCAAUGUGCAAGCAAUAUUAUUGCUGGCUUGUGCAGUCAUUUGUGGUUAUAUAUAUCAGUGCCCGCCUUUUCGGCUAAGUUACCAAGGAUUGGGUGAACCCUUGUGCUUUUCAGCAUUUGGUCCGUUUGCUACUACAGGAUUUUACCUAUUGUUGGGCAGUUCAAGUGAUAUGACCUAUCUGCCAUUAACAGGCACAAUUCUUUCUGUAUCACUCCUUGUUGGCCUCACAACAUCUUUAAUCCUCUUUUGUAGUCACUUUCAUCAGAUAGAAGGUGAUAAAGCUGUUGGAAAAAUAUCCCCUUUGGUUAGACUUGGAACAGAAAAAGGUUCUCUUGUAGUGAAAGUAGCAAUAGUGGCUCUCUACUCUCUUUUGUCCAUUUUCGUUCUAAGCAAUGCUCUUCCUUUCACUUGCUUACUUCUAUGUGACUUGACAAUACCUAUGGGAAAUCUUGUAGUUAGAUAUGUUGAAGAAAAUCACAAGGAUAAAGGGAAGAUUUUCAUGGCAAAGUAUUACUGUGUGAGAUUACAUGCUUUAUUUGGAGCAGCAUUAGCAGCAGGACUAGUGGCAGCUAGAAUGCUUGCUGAAAGAUAUCCUUCCAAGGAUAAUUUAUUUGCGAGUAUUAUCCGAUAUCCUUGAAGAUGAAUUAAAGAUCGGCUUUUUUGAUAAAUGAAGUAAAGAUCGGCCUGUUUUUGAUAACAAGAAGGAAUCGGUGAUGUAAUGCACUUAUAUUGCAGCCAUUGACCAUAUAAUCGGACGCACAAAUAGUGUCUUAAGCAACCAUUCUUAUCUACUGAUUUUCAAUACUGUUAUAUAAUAGUUUUUUGUCUGUGACAAACAUUUUGGGAACAUGGUAUUGCCCAGGUUUCUGAAAGAAGGUAACUUUAGUUUUUUAUUUUUUCUGCUAAGACAUUUGCUUCUUGCACCAUAUGAAUCACUUGGUCUCGUUAGAAAUGAAACAAAGGCAGCAGUUUACUCGAUCUGUUGCUCUAGUGUUCCACU